Molecule: messenger RNA, 1365 nt
Organism: Blepharisma stoltei
Lineage: Eukaryota; Ciliophora; Heterotrichea; Heterotrichida; Blepharismidae
Source: the annotation of a GenBank genome assembly
AUGACGAAAAUUAUAGGAAAUUAUAGAAUUUUAAAGCGACUUGGAAAAGGAUCUUUUGGGGAGGUUUACAAAGCAAUUCAUAAUUCUACUUCUCAAAUUUAUGCUAUCAAAUCACUGGAAAAAUAUCAAUUGAACCGACUUCCCAGAUUAAAAAAUCAAUUACUCUUAGAAGUAUCUGCAUUGAGAGCCUGCAAUAACCCAAACAUAAUCAAAUUGUUCGACGUCCUCAAAACAGCGAAUAAAUAUUAUUUGGUAAUGGAAUGCUGCGAAGGAGGAAGCCUUGAAGAAUUUGUAGAAAAGAACGGUCCUUUAAAUGAAGAAAUUGUUAAAAAAAUCCUUGGACAGCUUGUAGAUGCUCUCAUUUUUAUGAAGAAAUCUAAUAUAAUGCAUAGAGAUUUAAAGCCAGCAAAUAUAUUACUAACAAAUCCUGACAUAGAGCAAGCUGAAUUAAAAAUAGCUGACUUUGGGUUUGCCAGAUUUUUAAACCCAAAUUCAUAUACAGAGUCUUAUUUAGGAACUCCUUUAUACAUGGCACCAGAAGUUUUACAAUCAGAAAGCUACAGCUUCAAAGCCGACAUCUGGAGUCUUGGUGCUAUUAUAUAUGAAAUCCUAUUCGGGAUUUGUGCAUUUAAUGGACAGACACAAACAGAAAUAAGGAACUUGCAAAAAAUGCCUCUUUAUUUUCCAAGGGAAAUCUCUGGCGAGCUUAAAGAUCUUAUCCAAAAAAUGUUAACGUUUGAUUUUAAUGAAAGAAUAAGUGCUGAAGAUAUAAAGAAUCAUCCAUUUUUAAAUCCUUCCCUAAAUAUACAAACUAUAGAAGACUCGAUUGACGAAGAUUAUAUAAUUUUAACAGAGAGAGAAGAGAAUCUUGAAAUAAUCAAUAAUUUUAUUCGGCAAGCAAAUGAGUAUUUUAUCGGAGAAAGUAACUACUUGUCCUCGCUAUUAGGAUUUUAUGAAAGAAUUAAGAAUUUGAAUCUAGCAAAAGCAAUUGCAAGAUUUUGGUUGAAAAAUAAUGAAGACAUGAUCACUCAAGCUGAACUCUUAAUUCAAAGAUUUCAGCUUGCAAAAGAAGAUCCUAGUUCUAAGGAAUUAUUUGAAGCUCAUGAUACUUUGAAAAAUUUGUGCAUAAAUUCUAUAAAAAGAGAUGCACAAUUGAAUUUAGUGAGUAUUAAAGCAGCAACGCAGAUAGCAAGAGAGCUAAUGAAAGAAUCUGAACAAUAUAUUUUAAGGGAAAUAAAUAUGCACAAUUUAAGUUGCUCAUUAUAUCUUGCCAAGGUUUCUCAAUUCUACGACAAAAAAAGCCAAGAAAUUCGAAAUUAUUAUAACUACAUAUUAAGUAUGUAUGAAGACCACAGAAUUUUAUAA